Messenger RNA from Haliotis rubra (blacklip abalone), 597 nucleotides. RefSeq lists its product as uncharacterized. The transcript has 2 exons. NCBI's taxonomy places the organism in Eukaryota, Metazoa, Mollusca, Gastropoda, Lepetellida, Haliotidae. The coding region runs from base 1 to 597 and encodes 198 amino acids. The record is from RefSeq and is a predicted model, not a curated record.
AUGAAGCUGACAGUCUCCACAUACAUGAAACUCAUUGUCCCCACCUACAUGAAGAUCACAGUCCCAAAUUACAUGAAGCUCACAGUCCACAUCUACAUGAAUCACACAGUCUCCAUCUACAUGAAGCUCUCAGUGUCCUCCUACAUGAAUCACACAGUCUCCAUCUACAUGAAGCUCACAGUCCCCACCUACAUGAAUCACACAGCCUCCAUCAACAUGAAGUUCACAGUCCCCACCUACAUGAAGCUCAGUGUACCCACCUACAUGAAUCACACAGUCUCCAUCUACAUGAAGCUCACAGUCCCCACCGACAUGAAGUUCACAGUCCACACGUACAUGAAUUUCAUAGUCCAUACCUGCAUGAAGCUCACAGUCUCCACCUACAUUAAGCUCACAGUCUCCUCCUACAUGAAGUUCACAGUCCCCACCUGCAUGAAUAUCACAGUUUCCAUCUACAUGAAGCUCAAUGUCCCCACCUACAUGAAGGUCAUAGUCUCCACCUCACUGGCCCCAUACCUACAUCAAGCUCACAGUCCCCACCUACAUGAAGCUCACAGUGUCAACCUACUUGAAGUUCACAGUCCCCACCUACAUUAA